Striga asiatica is the source of this 1336-nucleotide messenger RNA. NCBI's taxonomy places the organism in Eukaryota, Viridiplantae, Streptophyta, Magnoliopsida, Lamiales, Orobanchaceae. The record is from the annotation of a GenBank genome assembly.
CCUACCCACACAGUUACGCACAUAUUUACAAAUUAGCCCUCACAAAGAAACAAACAACACUACACUGGCACAAAAUUUGCCAACACCACCACAACUUUCUCAUAAUUACACCUACACCCACGCUCUACCCGGAGCCCCUUUUACCUGCCCGCUAUGGAUCUCACCUCAAACCAGGCCUUAGACUUAUUAUUACUAUCACCACCUAGCUUUCGAAAAUGUCCGGGUUUUUCUCGUUAGGUGGUGCCAAUAAUCUUAAUUACAACAAAGAUCAUCAUCACAAUCCAACGGACAACAACAAUUUGUUUUUGUCCAAAAACGAGGAGAUCUACGGCAAGGGUUUCGAGCUAUGGCGGCAGUACUACCAGCUCCACCAUCAGAGACCGCAAAACAUUCAGGAUUUUCCCAGCAGUAGAAGAAAUAGCAAUAACAAUAAUAAUAAUAGCGAUGAUCAGUGUUCGAGCUUCGGUGGAUUUAGGGUUAUGAGGCGAGGGGGGGCCGAAGGGGUCAACUGUCAGGACUGCGGGAACCAGGCUAAGAAGGACUGCGCGCACCUCCGGUGCAGGACCUGCUGCAAGAGCCGGGGGUUCAGCUGCCAGACGCACGUGAAGAGCACGUGGGUCCCGGCGGCCAAGCGUCGGGAGCGCCAGCAGCAGCUGCAGCAGCAGGACCAGACGCAACUCGCUGUCGGGAAACGGCUGAGGGAGAGUUCGGCCGGGGCGCUUGCUUGCACGGGCUCGCGGCUGCCCGCGACGGCGUCAGGGUUUGAGUUGGGACACUUCCCGGCAGAAGUAAACUCGUCGGCGACUUUCCGGUGCGUGAGGGUGAGCGCCGUCGACGAGGCCGAGGAGCAUCUGGCAUAUCAGACGGCCGUGAACAUAGGAGGACACGUGUUCAAAGGGAUUCUGUACGAUCAAGGCCCCGAGAGCCGGUACAGCGGCCCCGGCGAGGGCUCCUCCGGCGGAUCUCAGCCGCACGGCCUUAUAACGGCCGCCGCCACUAGCCACCAGAAUAUGACGGCGAUUCUCGACCCGACGUCCGUUUAUCCAACUCCAAUUAGUGCAUUCGUUGCGGGUACGCAAUUCUUUCCACCUCCAAGACCUUAAGGAAUGAGUGGAAAUUAGUCUUUUGAGUUUUUAAUUUGUCUUGUUAGAUUUAUUUUGUGCUACUCUUGACUGUGAGAUUGGUAGCGCUUUUGUAUCUAAUUCGAAGCCUAUUUCAAUUAUUGUUCGAAUUUCAAUCAUGAUUAUUCGAUAAUUUAAUAUACUGUUGUUAUAAAUGUGAUUGGUCUUGUCGAUGGUGCUUUUGAUAUAGUUUUUUGUGUAACUUUGAUGUUUCG